AUGAAUAACCAAGGAGUAACCUAUGCAGAACUGAAGGUAGCCAAGAACUCAAAGAGGCAGCAAAUAAAACCUAAGGGCACUAAAAAUUCCAUUUCAAUAACUGAGCAGGAAAUAACCUAUGCAGAAUUAAAUCUUCAAAAUGCUUCUCAGAAUCUUCGAGGGAAUGACAAGAACUACCACUGCAAAGAUAUACCAUCACCUCCAGAGAAGCUCAUUGCUGGGGUUCUGGGAAUCAUCUGCCUUGGUUUGAUGUCCAGUGUGGUAACAAUGAUAGUUUUUACUCCUGUAAGUAGAUUUUUGAAAAAUUCUACUGUAAUACGGGAGCAGAAUAACUCCUCUCCGAUAAAAAGGCUCCAGAAAGAAUGUCAUUCUGGUCUUUGUCCAAAAGAGUCGUUUACAUAUUCCAACAAUUGCUAUUAUAUUCAUUUUGAAAAAAAAACAUGGAAUGAGAGUGUGAAGGCCUGUGCUACUAAGAACUCUACUCUGCUUUAUAUAGAUAAUGAAGAAGAAAUGAAAUUCCUGAGGUCCCUAUCAAUUAUGUCAUGGAUUUCAGUCUUUCGUAAAGGCCGUGGUCAUCCAUGGAUGUGGCUAAAUGAUUCAACUUUCAAACUACAUAUAACAGACUCAUCACCUGAUAAACGUAACUGUGCUCUGCUAUAUUCAGAUGGCAUUAAAUCCGACAGUUGUGAGCUCCCACAUACAUAUAAUUGCAAGCAUCAGCUUGAGAAAACGUGA
Molecule: messenger RNA, 735 nt
Organism: Eubalaena glacialis (North Atlantic right whale)
Lineage: Eukaryota; Metazoa; Chordata; Mammalia; Artiodactyla; Balaenidae
Product: NKG2-A/NKG2-B type II integral membrane protein-like
Biological process (GO): positive regulation of natural killer cell mediated cytotoxicity; stimulatory C-type lectin receptor signaling pathway
Source: RefSeq, a predicted model, not a curated record